ACCGAAGAGGCAAAGGCCAUGGGCUUCAGAUGGGGAAGGCAGCCAAAGUGAUGGGGUCUCCUAACAUCUUGGCCUGCCUGUUCCUACUAUGCCUUGGAUGUACUCUCUGCUCAGCCGGCGUCCCGGGAACUGAGUUCAUAACGGCUUUCAUGCAGAACCACGACAAAAACACUGGCGACCCUGAACUCCGACUCUUUAUUACGGCUUUAUCUGAUGCCACCAACGUCGUGAUUAAGAUCAACAAGUUAAACUUCCGGAAGUCUAUCAGCCUAAACAAGUUUGAAGACGCCACCGUUGACCUUCCAAAAACCAUCCAAAUCUCUGGCUCUGGAGAGUCCACCUAUUCGGUGAUUGUGACUUCUAACAACCCGGUAUCGGUUGUUUCCCAAAAUUUCAAGGAGCAAAGCUCGGACACUGCGUCGCUUUACCCGACAUCGGAAUUAGGAAACGAGUAUUAUAUUUUUACUCCUCCGGAUGGCCACUUCAAAGAGUUUGCCAUCAUUGCCAAAGAGCCUACAAAAGUAACCAUCAGCCCCACCGGAUCACUGUCCUACCAAGGGAAGACAUAUGGUAAAAACAGCAAGCUGUCCUUUACCCUCGACCCGUACGACGUGUUCCAGUUCCAAAGUGAAGACGACCUCAGUGGGUCAAAGGUUGUAGCCAAUAAAGCCGUGGUGGUUCUCAGCGGUCACACGUGCUCUUUGAAGCUAACAAAAUGUAACCAUGUUUACGAACAGCUGCAGCCUGUUUUUAUUUGGGGGGAAACCUUUUUCAUACCCCCGGUUUCUUUCCAGAAACAGUACGACCUUGUUUAUGUCAUGGCGGGUACCCCCAAUACAAAAGUAACCUAUCAGGCCGGGUCGCAGAUAAGCCACCUUGAUAUGAAAGCUGGAGAUGUCAUAUCGAUCGAACUAGACCCAGGAGCCCCACUUUUCAUCAACUCAACAGAAGGGAUCCAAGUCAUGUACUAUGGUACUGGAGGGAAAACGAAAGAUGUAGACUUUGACACCAAUCUGAUGACUGUCCAAGAUGUGUUGUCCUUCUGUACCUCGUUCAAGGCCACCGCUCUGCCCAAUUUUAGCAACAGAGCCAUGUUGGUUGCGAAAACAUCAGAAGUGGAAAAAUUGACCGUUGAUAAAGCCCCCCUCAAUGCAAUCAACUGGCAAGGAAUUCCAGGAACGGAGUACUCAUACGGGGAGUACCCUCUGUCCGGCUCCAAGUCCUAUAUUUUUGAGAGCAGCAAAAGUUCUUUCAGCUUAAGCAUUCUGGGAAUUUCAGAUCUGAAUAACUUCGGAGAAUCGGCAGUCUGUCUUGGUGGCUCCUCACGACCAUCGUGCAGCCAAGUCCAAUGCCGAAAGAAGGAGGUUUGCCAAAUCAGUCAUGGAAAAGCAACAUGCCAAGGAAACUCUGAGGCCACUUGCUGGGCGUGGGGAGACCCCCAUUACCACACCUUUGAUGGGAAGAACUAUGACUUCCAGGGCACCUGCUCCUACACCAUGUCCAAGACCUGUGGCGAUGACACCAGCCUCCCUUCCUUCAAUAUCGAAACCCUAAAUGAAAAUCGAGGUUCCUCUCUGGUGUCGUACCUGAAUUCAGUGAACAUCCAGAUUUAUGGCUUUAAUAUCACAUUUGUCCGCUCUGAAAUUGGUAUUGUGAGGAUAAAUAAUCAAAUAACUCAGCUACCAGUCAGCCUGCAGAAUGGUCAAGUGGUGAUAAACCAGAGUGGCACCUCACUUAUCCUGGUGACUGAUUUUAAACUCAAGAUCAUCUACGACUGGAACAUUCUAGUGAAGAUCACCAUCCCCGGCUCCUACUAUGAAAACGUAUGUGGCUUGUGCGGCAAUUAUAAUGACAACCCAAGAGAUGACCUAUCUAAUAACGGGAAGGAGUUGAAGCCUAUAGACUACGGUAAACUUUGGAAAGUGAAUUCCAACAGUGACUCAAGCUGCUGGGAUGACUGCAACGGGCCAUGUAAAAGUUGUAGUGUGAAAGAUACCAUCCGGUAUGGAAAUGAACAGAACUGCGGCAUCCUCACCGAAAAGGAUGGACCCUUCAGAAAAUGCUUCGAUACAAUUGACCCCAAGAUAUACAAAGACAACUGUGUUUAUGAUCUGUGCCUAAAUGACGGUUACAAUCAGAUCCUCUGCCAGUCCUUGAAAGCCUACAGCGACGUUUGUGCUAGAGCAGGGAUACAAGUCAAGGCCUGGAGAGAGGCAACGGACUGCCCUAUGGAAUGUCCUGGUAAUAGUACUUAUAAUCACUGUGGAAGCUCUUGCCCUCCGACGUGCCAAGACCCUGAGGCCCCAUCCAAUUGCAGUGACCCAUGUAUUGAGACCUGUGAGUGCAAUCCAGGCUUUGUUAUGAUUGAGGGAAAAUGCCAACCUAUGGAAAACUGUGGCUGCUUCUACAAAGGGCGUUCUUUGGGGCAAGGUGCCACUUUCUGGGAUGACCCUUCCUGUAAGAAAAAGUGCAUAUGCGAUCCGGAGACUCAAAAGGUUAAAUGUAGCAAUACCAAAUGCGGCACUGGAGAACAGUGCUUAAUUAAAGAUGGCAUUCAGGAUUGUUAUCCCACCAAAUACAGCACGUGUACAGGUUCUGGAGAUCCCCACUACGUGACUUUCGAUAACUUUCAUUAUGACUUUCAGGGAGCAUGCGAUUAUCAGCUCUCUGCACUUUGUGAACCGAAAAACGGCUUAGCUGAUUUCCAAGUCAUUAUCCGCAAUGACCAUCUAGGAAGUCUCCUUGUCUCUUACACUACCGCCGUCACAUUUAAGGUUUUUGAAAAUGAAAUCCAGAUCCGCAGAGAAUUCCCGGCUGCUGUCUUGGUGAAUGGUAUAAAAUCCAACCUGCCAUUGUCAUUAAAGCCACAACUUGGCAACAUCGAAAUUUAUCAGUCUGGAAGGCAGUGUAUAGUUCAGACCAGCAUUGGAAUUCGGGUCACGUUUGACUGGGAGGCAAGAGUGGGGGUGAUGCUGCCAUCCACUUACUCCGGACAUGUUUGCGGUCUUUGUGGUAACUUCAACGAUAAACCAGAUGAUGACUUGACCGAUCGGAAUGGCACAUUACAACUUAACGUCCCGUUGUUUGGUCAUAGCUAUCGGGAAGGCGAACGUGCUGAUCAGUGCCCGAUUGUGAAGGACACCAACUGCACAAACCUCCUAGCCCUGGAAGGGGAGCAGAAGAAAAAGCUGCAGGAGUGUGGCAUGUUGCUGGACAAAAAAGGUCCUUUUCGAGAUUGCUUUUCCACAGUUGACUCUAGCACUUACUUCAAGGACUGCGUUUACGAUAUGUGUGCCUAUGGCAAAAGGCAAGACCUCAUAUGCCGACUGUUGACGGGCUACACUGAAUCAUGCCAGGCAGCUGGUGCUGUUGUGUAUAACUGGAGAACAGACAUCACUUGUCCAAUCUCCUGUUCACUCAACAGCAUGUACAACAUAUCUACCAGUCCUUGCCCAUCUACUUGUCUCUCCGUGUCCGUGGCCUCGAAAUGUGAAGCUAAAUCCCGAGAAGGUUGUGAGUGUAAUCCAGGCUAUGUUCUCAGUGGUUCUGAAUGUGUUCCUUUGUCCCAGUGUGGCUGUCUGUACAACGGGCAAUACUACAAGCCGGGUGACCUCUUCUAUCCCGAUGACUCCUGCGAAAAGAAGUGCACCUGCUAUGGGGGAGGCUCAGUGUAUUGCGAGUCCGCUUCUUGCGGCCCCUAUGAAGUGUGUAGUGUGGUGAAAGGCAUCCAGAGCUGUAAUCCCAAUGGAAGCGCCGUGUGCUCAACCAUUGGAAAGACAAGCUAUAAUUCUUUUGAUAACUUUGGUUAUGACUUCAGCGGAAACUGCUCCUACAUCCUGUCCCAGACCUGUCUCAGUGAAGGAUCAAAGUUGACCCCAUACCUUAUCCAGAUAAGAAACAUAGAAAGCUCUGUCUCGUUAACCAAGUUAAUAAUUUUGGAGGUCUACAAUUACACCGUAACCAUUUAUCAAGGACCUGAGAACAAAAUUCUGGUGAAUGAUAUCCUUCGGACUCUCCCAUUUGAAUUAGGAGCUGGACAGCUACGAGCUGAUUACCAGGGUGGUGGCUCCGUCCUUAAGACUAACUUUGGUUUAAUCCUAGCCUCCGACAAUGCCAUUCAUGUCACCGUGCCUGCAACUUAUCACAACCAGAUCUGCGGUCUGUGUGGAAACUACAACGAUGACGACAAAGACGAGUUCAGUCCAUACGACAAUGAUGUUGUUUCAUUUGCUGAAUCCUGGAUAGAUUCUCCUGAAACCUGUGUUACCGUUGAGGUCUGUGAUGCUCGGAACAAGACUUGCUCCGAUUGCCCCAAAAAAGUGCAGAAACAGUUGGCAGGAGCGAGCUUCUGUGGCAUUCUGGUCCAAGCAGAUGGGCCCUUUGCACCCUGCCACCAGAUCUAUGAUCCCACACCCUACCUGAAAAGCUGUGUGAAUAUUCUUUGUGCAAAAACUGGAGAGCUCUGUCCAAUCCUUCAAGGCUACGUCAAGAUUUGCCAAGAUGCCGGAGCAAUUAUGAAACCAUGGAGAUCACCAAGUUUUUGCCCAUACACUUGCUCUGAGGAGAACAGCCAUUAUGAGUUUUGCGCUGACGUCUGCUCUACCAGUUGCUCCUCCCUCUAUGACAUCAUCAGCUGCCCAACCACCUGCUCUGAGGGCUGCCAGUGUGAUACUGGAUACCUUUUCCAAAACGGUCGUUGCGUGACCCCUACCAUCUGUGAUAGAUGCAUCUUGAAUGGAACAUUCUAUCAGGUGAACCAGACCGUCAUUUCUGAAGAUUGCAGCCAGUCCUGUAGUUGUAAUUCUCACCGUGUGAUGGAGUGCAUAGAGUACAGCUGUGGCUCUGAUGAGAUCUGCAAAAUAUUGAAUGGACAAGUCCAAUGUGUCAACAAGGAUCCUUGCAAGUCAGUCUCAUGCAGGGAAAAGGAGCAUUGUGAAAGUACCAAUGAUGUGCCAGUUUGUGUCCCCGAUUAUUCAAGUUCUUGCACUGGUUGGGGAGAUCCUCACUACCUAACAUUCGAUGGCUACAACUUUGACUUCCAUGGCACCUGUACUUAUAUUCUUGCCGAAUACCGUGGUAUUGAUGCAACCCUGGAGUACUUCCGUGUUGAGGAAAAGAAUGAUAACCGAGGGAGUCAGAUGUCUUCCGCCGUCAGACUGGUCAACAUUUUUGUCUAUGGCUACAACAUCUCCAUCCUAAAAGAUGAAAUUGGACAAGCUCGGGUAAAUGGUGAAAUUACAUUACUCCCUCUGAGUUUGUUAAAUGAUAAACUCACCAUAACCCAAACCGGUGUGUAUGCCACCCUGAAAACUCAGUUCGGCCUUAAAGUGGCCUAUGACUAUACCUGGCAAGUGGAAAUCACUCUUCCCAGUAGCUACUAUGGGGCAAUGGGUGGUCUUUGCGGAAACUUUAAUAAUAAUCCUCGUGAUGACAAGAUGUCACCUGACAUGAAGCAACUCACCGUCAUUACUAAGUGGGCAAAGUCAUGGAAAACCAUUGACGAUGAUGCCUUCUGCUCAGACAGCUGUCAAGGAAACUGCGUAGAAUGUAAUGAAACCUUAAAAAACAUUUAUGAAGGAGAAGAUUUUUGUGGUGUCAUCGAGGAUGAUGGUGGACCUUUCAGUAGUUGUCACUCUAACGUCAGCACCACCUUAUACUUCAGCAGCUGUGUAAAAGAUGUCUGUAGCCACAACGGAGCUGGCCUCUGUCAGGCUUUUGAGUCCUAUGCCACGGCUUGCCGAAAGCAAGGAGUGGAACUUCCUAACUGGAGGAACACUACAGGAUGCAAUAUGAUCUGUCCUGAGAACAGCCGGUAUGAAUAUUGCGGUGGCGCUUGUCCAGCCAGCUGCUUUGACAGAAACGCCCCAGAUAGAUGUACAGAUCCUUGUGUGGAGACUUGCCAGUGUAACGAAGGAUAUAUGUUGAGUGGUGGAAAUUGCAUUGAUGUCAAAACAUGUGGUUGCCUCCACAACGGGGUUAAUUACCAGGCCAACCAAGAAUUUUGGUCUGAUGAAAAAUGCAAAGUGAGCUGCAAGUGUGACCCGAAUCUGGGCAUGGUGAUUUGUGAAGAGGCGACAUGUCAGAGCAAUGAAAGGUGUAUGUUGAGAAAUGGAAUCAGGGACUGUUACCCUGUGAGUUACUCCACAUGUGUUAGUACUGGUGACCCACACUACACUACAUUCGAUGGCACGAAAUACAACUUCAUGGGCACCUGCAUCUAUCAGCUAACCGGUCUGUGCGUCCCAGAUCCAAAUCUUACCCCUUUCGAUAUCAAAAUUCAGAAUGAUAAGAGGGGCAGCAAAGCUGUGUCCUACACAAAGUCAUUGACCUUGGAAGUGUACAACCACACCAUAACGCUUACCCGGGACUAUCCAAAGAAGGUUUUGGUUGAUGGAGUUGCCCAUUUCAUUCCAUUUUCCUUGGAGUCCAACGCAAUCAAGGUAUUUAUGAAGGGAGAACAUGCCUUUGUCAGGACUGAUUUUGAAGUUACCAUGAAUUACAACUGGGAUAAUUAUGGCCGUGUCAUGGUGCCUAAUACCUAUGCUAAUGCCCUUUGUGGCCUGUGUGGAAACUACAACCAAGAUCCACUCGAUGACUUGACCCCCAACGUCACCGCAAGCGAUGGAAUUAAGUUUGAAGACAGGUAUAAAGUGGGCGAUGUACCUGAAUGCAAAGUGGGCUGUGUAGGAAAAUGCCCAGAGUGCAGCGACAAAGAGACACAGAAAUACUCCAGCCAACAUUACUGUGGCGUUCUCACACUAGAAGAUGGACCUCUCAGUCAGUGUAAGGAGACCCUUGACCCAACAUCAUAUUUCACUGACUGCGUAUUUGACAGCUGUCAGUACGAAGGACUAUAUUCGGCUACAUGUGCGGCCAUUGCUCGAUAUGUCACCGAGUGUCAAGAAAAAGGGGUUCAAAUUAAGGAAUGGAGGAAAGGCACAGUCUGUGAACCAACUUGCCCACCAAACAGCCACUAUGAGCUUUGUGGGCCUGGCUGUCAUACCACCUGCUCGAGCCUGACCUCUGCUUCCGACUGUGUAAAGUCAUGUACUGAAGGAUGCUAUUGUGACAACGGCUUUGGCCUCAGUGGAGAUACCUGUGUCCCUAUCUUUGAUUGCGGCUGCGACUACAACAAUAGCUACUACCAGAAGGGCGAGGUCUUCUACCCAGCACAAAAAUGCAACGAGCAAUGCAAGUGUGGAGACAAUGGACAAGUCGAGUGCGAGGCCGCACCCUGUGGGCCAAAUGAAGAAUGCAAAGUGGUCGAUGGAGCCAUUGGCUGUCACAACAAGAUCACAGGCACUUGUCUGGCCGCUAGCAACAGUCACUUCACCUCCUUUGAUGGUGUUAGCUACAGCCUCCAGGGCUCGUGUUCCUAUAUUCUGACUGAUGUCUGCAGCCCAAACGUGGCGCUCAGAAACUUUUCAGUUAUUGCAGAGAGCAUUGCUUUCGGGGAAGGUCCGUUUCUUGGAAUGCGGGCGUUGAAGGUUGUUGUAGAUGACUAUGAGAUCAUCAUGAGUAGAGGAGUACAGUGGACAGUAAAGGUCAACGAGGAACAUCAGAAUCUUCCUCUAGUUCUGAAAGAUGGAGAGAUCAACAUCAACCAAGAAGGGUCCAACAUCGUCAUUCAGACCUCUUUCGAGCUGACUGUGCUGUACGACUUGGUUAAUUCCGUUCAGAUUACAGUUCCUGGAGAAUACCAAGGGGCUGUGUGUGGUUUAUGCGGUAACUUUGAUCAGCAGCCCGAUAAUGACUUCCGCCUUCCCUCUGGUCAGUUGUCCACAAAUGCUGAAGAUUUUGGGGCGGCCUGGAAUGCCGACGGGACAGCGAAAGACUGCGGGUGCAAAGAUAAUUGCCCAGGUUGUGAUGAUAUGAGAGCCGCCAUCUUCCGCCGAGAUGAGGCCUGUGGCUUGUUACAGAAGGAAGACGGACCUUUUGCAGAAUGCUAUGGUUUGGUGAAUGUCACCGGAUACUUCAGCCAAUGUUUGCUCGAUAUGUGUACCAGUGAUGGUCAAGCUCAGAUUCUAUGUGACAGCCUUCAGGCAUACGCCACUGCCUGCCUGGCAGCCGGAGCCAAAAUUAAGUCCUGGAGAACUCCUACAUUUUGUGCCCCGGAGUGUCCAGAGAACAGCCACUAUGAGCUUUGCACACACACCUGUGACGUCACCUGUGCCGGUGUCACCGCUCCCGGCUCCUGCUCAACGAAAUGCUCCGCUGGCUGUCAGUGCGAUGAAGGGUAUCUGUUUGAUCGAGGAUUCUGUGUUUCCAUGGACAAAUGUGGAUGUUUUCACAAUGGGCAAUCUUACAAUCUUGGAGACACGAUUGUCUCAUCCGAUUGUCUCCAGCAAUGCACCUGUCAGAGCGGUGGCACGGUAGAGUGCAAAGCAUUGGGAUGCUCAGAGACCCAGUUCUGUGGACUGAGAGAAGGAAUUCGAGAGUGUAUCGAUAAACGUGGAACCUGCACACUAAACGCUCAGGGCAGCUUCAUCUCAUACGACUUAUUGUCCAACACCGUAGCCCCCGACAAUACCAUUGAUCUGACCUCCGUGUGUGACCUUGAGGACAAAAGUUGGUUCCGAUUGGUGGCCAUUACCCAGAGCUGCAGCAACGAUGGAAAUAGCCAAAUCUCUGCCGUCCACGUCUACUUCACCAACUUCUCUCUCGCUAUAACCCACAAUGGAAGAGUUUGGGAGAACGGUAGACCAGUUGGCCUUCCGUACACAUCAGGCCAAGUGACAGUAAAUCCCAUCCAAGGAGGGGUUGGGUUGACAAGCGGGGAAGAUUUCGACUUUACCCUGACCGAGACAGGAGGCCUGACCGUUACCGCCAACCAGAAGUUCAUCGGGCGCCUUUGUGGGGUUUGCGGAAACUUUAACAGGAAUAAUGCAGAUGAUUCCAAGGAUCCCAAAGGGAAGUACAUUUCGAGCUUCUCUGAAUUUAUUGCAUCUUGGAGAUCCGUAGACUUUGUCAGAUGCGGCCCAUGAGGAGGAUGAUUCUUUCUUAAGCAAGACUUGAAAUGAAUUCCAAAUAUCUCGCCGUUUUUAGUAGCGCUCAGAGACUUUCAUUGAAUCAAAAUGUUAUUAAACUCUAUGCUUUCUUAAAAU
Messenger RNA from Rana temporaria (common frog), 9104 nucleotides. Its product is annotated as IgGFc-binding protein-like. The coding region runs from base 30 to 8984 and encodes 2984 amino acids. NCBI's taxonomy places the organism in Eukaryota, Metazoa, Chordata, Amphibia, Anura, Ranidae. The record is from RefSeq and is a predicted model, not a curated record. Gene Ontology annotation, molecular function: protein binding. The transcript has 22 exons.